Funneliformis geosporum is the source of this 292-nucleotide messenger RNA. The record is from the annotation of a GenBank genome assembly. Lineage: Eukaryota; Fungi; Glomeromycota; Glomeromycetes; Glomerales; Glomeraceae.
AUGGAAAUCGUAAUUGAAAUUAAAGAUGGUCUCAAAUAUGAUGAAAAAUAUCCUUAUCAUGUUCACGAAUUUGCCAUUUCAGGCAACCAUAACUGCUCUACUGCUGGUGGCCAUCUUGAUCCUGAUGGUUUUGGCGUAGAGGGAUAUGUUUGCAAUUCCAAUCAAUUAAAUAAAUGUGAAGUUGGUGACUUGAGCGGUAAAUAUGGUCCAUUGGAGCCGAAUAAAGAUGGAUCUGUUUCUGAACAUAUCUUUGACCACUCCCUCAAAUGGAAUGGCCCGGCUGGUAUUACAG